AUGCAAACCACGCUACGCACCGCAUUCAUCACCGACCUCCUCCUCCCAUCACCGCAUUCCCUCCCCACCCUAAACCCCGCCUCCAUCUCCCAACUAGGCUACGACACAGCCCUCGCCCUCCUCCACGACAGUGAAUCCUUCAUCCGGAGCAACCCGCUCGUCACCAACGUCCGCCCCGUCACCAGCCCCUCGGACUCCAAACACUACAUCGACGUCCCCACCUUUUGCCAGGAAUUCAACCUCUCCCCCACCGGCGAUCCCUCCCGCGGCAUCUCCGACCAAUGGACCCAAUACGAAAUCACUGAUAAGCUAAAUUGGGGCCUCGGCAGCUCCGACCUAAUCUAUACGACCGCCAUGCGCCGCAUCCCGGGGGGGUUCGAAUCCAUCACCUCCCCCGGCAGCGGCGUGCGCAUCUACGGCCGCUUCGAGAUCCUGCGGCCCUCAGAACUCGGCCGCCUCGCCACCACUUCCCACAUGGAACAAGGCGCCACGCCUGGCGGCGCGGAGGGCGGCCCUGACUCUACCCACUCCCACCAGCAACAACAGCAGCAGCAGCAGAAACAACACCCCAACGCCGUGCCAGCAGGCUGGGACACCCACCCGGACGCCGACGGCGUCGUGCACUUCAUCGAGCACAACGAGACCAAGUGCAACGCCCUGCUGGGCGUCUACAUCAAGGCCACCAAUACCAAGAGCCACCAAGCCAUGCACGAGAACUUUAAGCGGAGGUGGGGGGAGAACAUCAAGCGCGUCUUGGCCGCCGAGGUGAGAGUGAGAGAUGCUGGAGCCCGCUCUGGGCCGGGAGCUGGGGCUGGGGCCGGGGUCGAACAGGGCCGGUAA
Cyphellophora europaea CBS 101466 is the source of this 840-nucleotide messenger RNA. RefSeq lists its product as uncharacterized. The transcript has a single exon. The coding region runs from base 1 to 840 and encodes 279 amino acids. Lineage: Eukaryota; Fungi; Ascomycota; Eurotiomycetes; Chaetothyriales; Cyphellophoraceae. The record is from RefSeq and is a predicted model, not a curated record.